Molecule: messenger RNA, 1822 nt
Organism: Cryptomeria japonica (Japanese cedar)
Lineage: Eukaryota; Viridiplantae; Streptophyta; Pinopsida; Cupressales; Cupressaceae
Product: AP2-like ethylene-responsive transcription factor AIL5
Exons: 8
Coding region: 392-1585 (397 amino acids)
Biological process (GO): regulation of DNA-templated transcription
Molecular function (GO): DNA binding; DNA-binding transcription factor activity
Source: RefSeq, a predicted model, not a curated record
AACAAGCAGAAGAAAAAAAUGACGGUGCGUGUUACGUAAGCAGUUUGGUUAACGGUGGAAGUGGAAGGUUUCUUGAGGGAAGCAAUACAUUUUGGUGCACUAGUACGACGCAUGGGCUUGUUAUGUAGGUGAGCGAAUUCCCCACUAAGACUUUGAUUGUGUGCAUGAAGGUUCACUCCACCUUCUCAAUUUUACACUGCAACUUCUCAAUUGCACUUUAUCUUCUUCAAUACACUGCGUUCUUCCGAAUCUAAACGAUGCUUACAAAUAAAUGCAUUUCCUUCCCAGACUUCUGAAUUCCCUCACGUUUUUCCACGUUUAAAGCGGCAAUGACUAUGAAGAUUUGCUAAUAAAUAGAUGCAUUAGAUAAAGCUUUUGAUAGCAGCCAUUGAUGAAGGGAGGAUUAAAUGGAGAGCUUGAGACAAGCAAAUUGUGCAUGCUUGCAACGCAGGUGCCAGAAUUUAAGCCUAAACCCAAGCGGACGCGCAGAUAUAAAGAUAAAUCGCAGGUUUCACAAGGCGGCCGGAGUUCUAUCUAUAGAGGAGUCACCAGGCAUAGCUGGACCGGCCGAUAUGAAGCGCAUCUUUGGGACAAGAAUUGUUGGAACCAAGGACAAAAUAAAAAAGGCAGACAAGUUUACUUAGGAGCAUAUGAAGAUGAAGAAGCUGCCGCACACUCAUACGAUCUGGCUGCUCUUAAAUAUUGGGGAAAAGAUACCAUCUUAAAUUUCCCUAUAUCUACUUAUACGAAGGAGUUGGAGGAAAUGCAGAAUGUUAGUAAGGAAGAAUAUCUCGCUUCACUGAGACGAAAAAGCAGCGGGUUUUCAAGAGGAGUGUCGAAGUUCCGUGGGGUAGCCAGGCAUCAUCAUAAUGGACGAUGGGAGGCGCGAAUUGGAAGGGUUAUGGGCAACAAAUAUCUUUAUUUGGGAACUUACAGCACACAAGAAGAAGCAGCUGAAGCUUAUGACAGAGCAGCUAUAAAAUUUAGAGGCCUAAACGCUGUGACAAAUUUUGACCUUAGCCGAUAUAUGGGUUGUGUGAAUCCCAAAGAGCAACACAAUAACUUUGAAUGCAGCGAGGAUUCAAGAUCGAGUCUCAGCACCAACACUACCGAACAGCUUCAGAUUCAAAUUCAGGAUAAUUUGGGUAAAAUGCAGCAACUUCAGCUACCUUGUAACCCUAGUCUUGUUGAUUUGGAAGGGAAUGGCAAUGAGAAAAAUGGGGUCAUCCUACGCCCUCCUAAAUUUGAAGAAGGGACUCCUCCAUUUUCUUCAUCAUCUUCCUCUUCUUCUUCAGUUGAAGCUAGAAUGGUGGAGAGGUCAAACCAACAACAACCACAAGACAUGUGUAUGGAUGUCAAUUUCCCUGAAGACAUUGAUUUUUUCUUCGACAGUUCGGAACAUUUUCUGGGAACUUCAGUUCCAGAUUUGUCUUCUCACAUUGAUUUUCCAAACCAUCUCAAUAUAUUCCCUGGUUAUGCAAUUCAAUCAGAAAUUAUGCCCAUGUCUACUGACUAUGCUGAUUUGCUUGGCCCUGAAGAUUAUUCUCUAGUCGAGCCCUCCUGCAACUCAAAAUUAUUUUUCUAAAUAAUUCAAAGGACUUGUAAUUAUCAACUUUGACUAUAACAACUAUUCUUUGCCUCAUACAAAAGACCCUUUGUGGUCGUCUAUCUCGUCCACUCCUUCCUAUAUGAGCACUUGCACUGUAAAUCACAUCCAUUUUAUGUAAGCAUAAUCUGAUGUUGACAUAAACUUUAAAGAUGUGAAUGAGCCUUGGAAAUCCACAGCAGCUGAUUAUAUUUAUAUUUAUUUUACUGCUUUUUU